GGUAGAUUGACAUUCCGUAGCCAUUUUGGCUCAAGCACGGGGCCCGCUUGCGCACCAGGGCCGCGCGAUCCGCCGCGCGAUCUCGCCCCCUCCUCGCCGCUCGCGAGCGCGAUGGCUGCCCGCCGGGCGUGCGCCCUGCUCGCGGGGUUGCUGGCCUCGGCCGAGGGCUUUGCGCCGAACCCCGCGUCGUGCGCGACCAACGCCGCCACCGCCUUCAACGACGCUGUGGGCAUCGUGGGCAACAUCGUGCGCGCGGUCGAGAACUGCAUCCCAGUCUCGUCCGUGACGAACGACGACGUCAGCGGCAUGCAGCGGGACUGCGCGGAUCAGAUCAUGGGCCUGCUCGCCAACAUUGGGUCCGUUGGAAAAGAGGUGUCCGCUGCAACCUUCAACUGCGGCAAUGUGGACAGCGGGUGUGCCCAGCAGAUCCUGGCGGGCAUCAAGGAUUUGAGCGAGAUGGGCCAGGAUAUCAUCUCGAGCGUCAGCAACUGCCCGUCCAAGAUCAAAGGCGCCGGCCUCUUCUGCGCCCAGGACAUCGUAUCCAUCCUCAACCAGGCCGUCAAUGGGGCCAAGGACAUCGACUCCGCCGUCGAGCGCUGCAUGCCGCCGGAGGACUUCAUCGCGCCGCCGCCCUCCGUGAACGACACCAACGAGACCGAUAUCAGCGCCCCGAGGCCGAAUUCCGUGGACGAGCUCCCCACCAUUCCAGCCGCCAGCGCCCCGAGUCCGACGCCCGCGUCCGUGGACGACCUCCCCGCCGCUCCGGUGGGCGACCUCCCGGAGCGCCGGCGCCUGGCCUCGAGCUCUCCGGAGGGCUCGCGCGGCGUGGCUGUCCAGGACCUGGCGGAGCAGGUGCCUUGGGCGCAGAGCCGCCCAGAGGCGCUGCUCCCGCUGGACCCCAUCGUGGUCUGAAGCGCUUGGCGCUGCCGACCGCUCUUGCAGCCGGGCCCGCGGGCGCGAACCCCCAGCCUGUGUCGUGGGGGGGCGCGGCCGGGGCCGCGGCGCGCGCCCGUCGAGGCACGCCCGGCACGCAGCACGGUGGUGGUCUGAGCGCGUCCCGGGCCAGGCGCGUCCUUUUUUUUUUUGUUGGCACGGGCAUGCUGCGGAUGGGGGGAGGGGGGAGGAGGAGGCCCGCACCACAGUUAUCAAUGAAACGUUGCCAUGCCUUAAUUGUCUGUAUUCCUUCCGCUGCUGGCACUUGUCCUCAGCGCUGUAAACUGCAAGCACAUCCCACGCGAGUCGCACGGCCUGGCCUGCGCACACGCCCGGUAUUGCGACAGGUGCGGGUUGCUUGCACGGCAGCGGGACUGAGGAGGGUUCUCGGAUUCUAGGUUGGCCUCGCUCACGCCCACGAAAAGGCACGAGGUCUAGGAGAGGCAGGGGCAUGUAGAUAGUUCCAGCAGUAGGCCCAGGGACGAUCGCAUUACGUAGGUCUUCAUGGCACGGGAUCUAGGCCCGAGCCUAGCAAAUCACUGCGCACAGCCAACCAGGCCCGACGCAGCAAAGAGAAGCAAGCUGUAAUUUUCUUGGAAAAAAGGGUAGAUUGACAUUCUCAUUUUUCUGUUCGGCUCGUGAUGGGGCGGGCGUCAGAGGUUGAACCUUCCAAUCCCUCUUCCGCCCUCAUUUUUUCCAGGGUGACCCGAAUCCGCGCGUCGUGGCAGCAC
Prorocentrum cordatum is the source of this 1664-nucleotide messenger RNA. Lineage: Eukaryota; Dinophyceae; Prorocentrales; Prorocentraceae. The record is from the annotation of a GenBank genome assembly.